AUGGCAGACCAGUGCAUCGUUUGUCUAGAGAAUCUAGACAGUACGAUACCCUUGCAGCAAUUGCAAGCAUCACCCACCGCUUCAUCCACCACUACAAACAUCACAACUACGAUAGUUACAACAAAACACCUGAGUGGGACGGAUGAGUCUCGCCUAGAUCCCGAUGACAAUAUCGCUGUCAUCCAAGUUUGUGGUCACAUUCUGCAUGAUAGCUGCUUGAAAGCAUGGACUGGAAAGGCGAAUAGCUGCCCUAUCUGCCGCCAGGCAUUUCACCUUGUUGAGGUCUACGACAAGGUCGGAGGCGCCCUCCUCAACACAUAUACGGUCGAAGAUAAGAAACAAGUUGCCGAGUUCGACCCACUAGCAUGGCUGGACGAGAAUCCCGAGGAAGAGGAGGAGGAAAGCAGGCCGUGUCCGGUCUGCAACACCGCAGACCAUGAAGAUGUUCUGCUUCUGUGCGACGGUUGCAAUACACCGUACCACACACAUUGCAUCGGCUUGGACGAUGUUCCUGACGGUGCAUGGUUCUGCAUGGAGUGUGCAGACCAGAACGAGAUCACAGUCCAGGAGUUCCAGGCCGUGGCUGCCCGCACUGCUGGUCGGGUUCGCCGCCGCCGCAACUUUUUCCCCCGUACCCAGGCCAGCAUGCGCAAUGAGAGAACCAGAGCUCGUACCGAUCAGUGGCUUGGGGCUUGGGGCCAGUUCUCGAGCCACGUGCACGGCGCCACGGGCAUCGACCUUGAUUCCCAUGACGACGAAGACGAUCACUUGCGUGCAUACCGGCGAUCCCAAGCAGCCCGCGAGAGAGAACGUCGCGAUUGGCAACGCUGGCAGCAACGCCUCAGCAUAGCAAGCAGGCUAGGUGCUCGAGACGUCUUUGCUCGGAACAUUCAAGGUGUGGUUGAGCAACAGGUUGCGCCACCAUCUGGAUCAGGAACCCCAGGAGCACCCGAAACUCGUGAGGAGCGACAGGCGUGGCGGGACUUUGAGAGAGCUCGAGCAUCGACGCCUAGUAGCCGGAAGAGAAAAUCUCGAUCCAUCACUGCGUCCCCGGUGGAGCCUGCACCUGAACCCUCACGGCCACUGAAGCGCCCUCGCACCCGUCGUAUAACCAACCAAGGAGGCGAAGCCGUAUCAUCCAAAGUUGCCUCUACGGCGUCGAAUCAUCAUGUCGACGCCAGGUCUAGAGGAUCGUCGAAUGAUCGCUCUCCUCUUGCGCAGUCUCCGGCUGCACCGGAGGAGGCACCAUCUUUUCUCUCGUCGCUGCUUAAAGAGGUCGAACAGAGCGGCCCCGCGGAUGACGAGACUGUUCGUGGUCUUUUUGGGCUUCCGCCCACUGUUGACCCCUCCUCGCCUGUGGCAUCACCGUCUGCAUCUGCACGAAAUAGUCCACGGGCAUUGUCUUUGACACCACCUCCUGCACCACCUCCUGCAAAUGCGACAGCCCGGUCCGCAUCGAGAUCACCCGUCCUGUCUCUGAGCUCACAUAUCGAGCCCAAGUACCCGCCUGCAAAUUACUCACCAACACGUUCGAACGGAGAGUCUAGCGACUCAGAGAAUCGUCCACUGAAGCGGAACGGAUCGCCCGAGCUGAGACAACCACGUCCUCGACGACAGCUCGAAGUCCGACUGUCUCAAUCCCAAGAGCUGUCGCCCACUCGGAAGACGCUGCCACUUGAGAUCAAAGAAGACAUCAGUCAAGUUGUGCGUGCUGCACUAAAACCGCAUUGGAAGUCCAGCCAGCUUUCCCGCGAUCAGUAUGAGAAGAUCAACCGUGCCGUCUCCCACAAGAUUUACGAAGAAGUUUCCGACCCAUCCACGGUCAACGAGGAAGCAAAACGACAGUGGGAGAAGAUCGCGACGACCGAGGUUGCGCAUGCUGUCGCAGAGUUGAAAUCUUGA
Molecule: messenger RNA, 1902 nt
Organism: Cryphonectria parasitica EP155
Lineage: Eukaryota; Fungi; Ascomycota; Sordariomycetes; Diaporthales; Cryphonectriaceae
Exons: 3
Coding region: 1-1902 (633 amino acids)
Source: RefSeq, a predicted model, not a curated record